Messenger RNA from Asparagus officinalis (garden asparagus), 1779 nucleotides. RefSeq lists its product as uncharacterized. The record is from RefSeq and is a predicted model, not a curated record. NCBI's taxonomy places the organism in Eukaryota, Viridiplantae, Streptophyta, Magnoliopsida, Asparagales, Asparagaceae.
CUGGUCAUUCUCGUCAAGAGAAAGAAGCCGGAUCCCGCUCGAGAGCGAGAACAAAGAGAACGGAAGUGCGAAAAGAAUAAAAUUAAAGCAGAGAGAGAGGAGAGAGAAAGUGCAAGAAUCAAGAGAGAGGGACAGAUGGGGAACGUGAUCGGAGAUUUGAUGAACAAGGAACCUCCAUCGCCGAUGGUUCUGGUUCCGCCCAUCUUCGAUUUCCCUCCUCUCGCUGCUCGAACCAGGAUGCUGAUUCCAGCAUAUGACUUGCUUUUCGGAAAGCUUGCUCUACGAUGCCUUUUCGAGGAUUACUUCGAGGAAGUGAGGAAUUUCAGCACAAGGAUUAUGCUAAAGCCCUUGGAAGAUCCUCACGUGGACAUGAUUGCAACAGUAUCUGGACCCCUUGAGCAGAAAUCUGACAAACAUGUGGAAGGAAAUGCAUUAUUUCGCUGGCAGAGGGACCUGGAUGAUCCACAUACAUUUUUGGACUUCUUUGUAUCUACUUCUAAACCCAAUCUACGUUUAAGAUCAUGUGCAUACUAUCCUGAAUAUGGGUUUGGAGCUUUUGGUAUAUUUCCACUGCUGGUUCCUAAUAGGGUACGUCCUGAAGAUUAUGGUUCUGUGGGAUUAAGAUAUGGAUCAGAAAAUCUAUCCAUUGGGACUACAUUUAUGCCAUUUCCUUUGUCUAGCCAGACCCCAGUUUCUGCAUGGCUAGUAGGAAGGCUUGGAAGACUAAGUGCAGGAGUACAAUACACACCACCUAAUGAUAUCAAAUAUCCAGUGAGCUUGAAGGACUUAAAAAACUGGAGCUGUGCAAUUGGAUAUGGGUUAGGUUCAAGCAGCCCCUUGAGCCCAUCUUUCAAUUUUGCCAUUGAGCUUGUUAGAAGUUCACAGCUCAUUGCAUCAUUCUACCAACAUGUUGUGGUUCAAAGAAGGGUGAAUAAUCCAUUUGAAGAAAAUCAAGUGGUUGGGAUUAACAACUACAUUGACUUUGGUUUUGAGUUGGCAACAAGGAUUGAAUCUUCAUUUCAGAUAGCUGCAUCUUGGCAAGCGAACAAGAACUUCUUGGUGAAGGGGAAGGUAGGACCAGUUAGUUCCUCCAUAGUUUUGGCUUUUAAAUCUUGGUGGAAGCCUGCUUUUACAUUUAGCCUUACAGCUAGCAAUGACCGCCUGCAUGGGACGACAGCAUAUGGAUUCGGACUUCGCGCUGAGAAUCUCAGGGAUGCGAGUUACGAAAGAGCAGAUCCCAACUAUGUGAUGUUGACUCCAAAUAGAGAGCAUUUGGCUGAAGGUGUUCUUCGCAAUUUUGGGAAGCGACCUGUGUUCCAAUCCGAGAUAAACUCUGGAAAUUAUGAUCGCUUGCCGAGAGAAUUGAAACCUAUUGGAAAGAUCUUUUAAAUGUAUGGUUUGCAGAUCUUUUUGGGAAUGCAGAGGGAAUUAGCAUGUGGGUUUAAGCUCCAAAGCAUCCAAAUCAAGGACGCUAGCAGAUCAACGUCUGUCGUUAAUCUGAAAUUCUGAGGUAAAGUGGGCUAUUUAUUAGUAAUGUCACACCAUCUGCGUCAAUGAGCAGAGCAAUUUUGGUCUUGUUAACAUUCAAUGUAAUUAAUCAUCUUCUAGGAUAACUUUCAGUUCUCUUCAUGAUGAUAUGAUAGCUAUGUAAUUGAACAAUUUGAGAAUUUAUGUUUCAUUAAUAUCUUGGUCGUUAGUUCACAAUGAGAGUUAAGUUUCACUCUCAUAAACCUGUGUGUUUCUCGGGGAUUUAUGAGGAAUCAAUGAAAGUCAUCUGCU